UAGAAAUGGACAGCAAGUUAAAAUCUAAAUAAUAAAUUUUAUAAAAUAAAUAAAUCUUAGCCAACAAGAUAUCUCAUAAAUCAAUUUAUUUAUAGUUUUUUUUGCAUAAUUAACACUCAUAAGUAGAAAUGCUUAAAAAUCUUUUAAGACUGAGCUAUUGCUAAUCUUAUAUGACUGCGGCACGUUCACAUUCUCAUCCUAAAAAAAUGUCUUAUUUGAACGGAACAUCCAAUACUCCUCUAUAGUAUCUUACAAUUGGAUAAAAGCUUAGAGAAACAUCCGAAAAAUUUCCUGAUAAUCAAGCAUUAAUAUCUCAUGAGCAAAAUAAAAUAUUUACUUAUCAAGAAUAUUUCAAAGAAAUUUAAAAGUUUGCAGCAGGUCUCCUAAACAUGGGCUUAAAGAAAGGGGAUAGAAUUGGUAUUUAUUCUCCCAACAACUAUGAAUGGUGUAUUACUUAGUUUGCAGCUUCAAUGGCUGAUUUAAUACUUGUUAAUAUAAACCCUGCAUACCAAGAGCAUGAGCUAGAAUACUGUUUGAAUAAGGUUGGAUGCAAAGCUCUUGUACUUGCCUCUCAUCACAAAAAAAGUAACUACAUCUAAUUCAUUAAUGACUUGGCUCCUGAAUUAAAAACAAGCAAGUUUGGAUCUCUUAAAUCCCAAAGGUUACCUUCACUUAAAUAUUUAAUUCGUAUAGAUGACGAAGUUACUCCUGGUAUGAUUAAUUACAAAGAUGUCUUAUAAAUGGGAGGGUUAAAAGAUUUUAAAACACUGGACCGUAUUAUGAAUAUUGCUAGUCCAGAUGAUGCUACAAACAUUUAGUUUACAUCAGGAACAACAGGUUUACCAAAAGGAGCAACUUUAACUCAUUUUAAUAUAUUAAAUAACUCCUUCUUCAUAGGUAACAGAUUAGGAUAUUCUGAGAAAGAUGUAAUAUGUGUUCCAGUCCCUCUAUAUCAUUGCUUUGGCAUGGUUUUGGGUAAUUUAUGUGCUAUAAAUUUUGGGUCUACAGUAGUGAUGCCUAGUGAAGGUUUUAGUGCAAAGAAGGCUAUGGAAUCUGUGACUAAAUAUAAAUGUACUUCGAUUUAUGGUGUACCUACAAUGUUUUUAGAAUAUGUUAAAGAAUAUGAGUCCAAUCCCUCCAUUUAUAAUUAUUCAACUUUGAAAAAAGGUGUAAUGUCUGGAGCUUUAUGCCCAUAAGCAUUAAUGAGUAAGUUAAUAUCUGAAUGGGAUGUCCCAAACAUUUAGAUAUGCUAUGGAUAAACAGAGGUUUCUCCUAUUAUAUUCCAGACUAAUUAAAAUGAUAGUCUGGAAGAUAAGUGCACUACUGUAGGAACAAUUUUCCCCCAUUCUGAGGUGAAAAUAAUAAAUAAAAAAGGUCAUAUUGUUCCAAUUGGAGAAUCUGGAGAAAUAUGUAUUAGAGGAUUUGGUGUGAUGGAAAAAUACUGGGCAGACAGAAAAGCUACGAGCAAAACAAUAGAUUAAGAUUAGUGGAUAAAAACAGGAGACAUGGGAAUAAUCGAUGAGAGAGGUUACAUGAAAAUAGUAGGUAGACUUAAAGAAAUGAUUAUUAGAGGAGGUGAAAACAUUUAUCCAAAAGAAAUAGAAGAAUAUUUGAGAUCUCAUAGAAGUAUUUAGGAUGUGUAGGUUUUAGGAGUACCUGAUGAAAAGUUUGGAGAAGAAACAUUCGCUUUAAUAAAGUUAAAAUAGGACUAAGUCUUAGAAGGCAAAGAUAUUUUUGAAUACUGCAAAGGUUAAAUAGCUCAUUAUAAAGUCCCUAAAUAUGUUAAAUUUGUAAAUGAAUUUCCAUUGACUGUAACAGGUAAACCUUAAAAAUUUAAAAUGCUAGAUGAAUUGAAGAAAGAAUUAUAAUAAAACCCAAAAGCAUUUGAUUAGUAUAAAAUAAGGAGCUAUUGAUUUAUCUAAGUUAUUUGAGCCAGUUUAAAUGUAUUUAUUUAUUAAUAUUAUCUGUAAAAAUUGAGAAAUCAUUUUAUGUUUGUAUUUAGUAUCAUAUAUUAAUAACUCUUUUCAAUUAC
Molecule: messenger RNA, 2032 nt
Organism: Tetrahymena thermophila SB210
Lineage: Eukaryota; Ciliophora; Oligohymenophorea; Hymenostomatida; Tetrahymenidae
Product: acyl-CoA synthetase (AMP-forming)/AMP-acid ligase II
Exons: 4
Biological process (GO): fatty acid metabolic process
Molecular function (GO): medium-chain fatty acid-CoA ligase activity
Source: RefSeq, a predicted model, not a curated record